Molecule: messenger RNA, 896 nt
Organism: Bactrocera oleae (olive fruit fly)
Lineage: Eukaryota; Metazoa; Arthropoda; Insecta; Diptera; Tephritidae
Source: RefSeq, a predicted model, not a curated record
UUUCCUUGUAUGCUUACAUUUGUGUAUUAAAACACACUUUACGUUUCCAACAACACACCAAAAUAUUUCAAGUAUUCACUUGCAAACUUUUCCAGCAAUACCCCUUACGCUUAACAAAGCAAUAAGCAGGAUUGCGUCAAACCAAAUAACUAUGGACGCAGAUGCACCUAUGCCAACGCCUGCUAAUCGGUCGGCUAUCAAUGUGCCGCGACCUGGGGUUACUCCAGCGCCGCGAUCUGUAACUGCAACCGCUCCUACAGCCGCUCCUCGAAGUAGCGCGCGACCGUCACCAACAGCAAACAGGGAACCGCAGCGCGUCCGGAGCAUCAUUUGCCGCCGCCCUCACCGACUACAACACUGCAACUUUCUUAGAGGCAUGCAACCGAUGCAACGCCAGCAAAUUGCCCAGGCUCAUGGGCAUUGUCUCAAUUGCUUGACAGCGGCACAUAACACUCAGGAGUGCACGUCCGUCAAUCUGUGCCAAAUAUGUGGCAGGUUGCAUCAUACGUUGCUCCAUCGCAACCCGAGACGUGACAUCGGUCGGCCGCCUGCCCCGCGCAGCCGCCCUCCAAGUAGACAACCACUAUCUACUCGGGCAAUACAGCACCGACGACCAGCAGCCCCUCCUGUGUCCCGAUUAAGGAGCCACCGAAACGAAGCACCGAUGAUGCGCCGGCACUCUAUGCCGCAAUAUCGCCGCUCUACGGGACUGAGCAACGUUGUAGCAACGCUGCAACAGCUGCAACGACUCUUAGGCUAAACAUUCGCCUAGGGGGGCCGGGAUGGCAAAAUGAGCUAUAAGCCUUCCAGCAAACAUCCCUGCACAAGCACCACACACCACUUCACAAGCAACACUGAUACAUUCCAACACACCACACAAUACCAUCCACUCCUGA